Messenger RNA from Etheostoma cragini (Arkansas darter), 1776 nucleotides. RefSeq names its product thioredoxin interacting protein a (gene txnipa). Gene Ontology annotation, cellular component: cytoplasm. The transcript has 6 exons. Gene Ontology annotation, molecular function: ubiquitin protein ligase binding. Gene Ontology annotation, biological process: protein transport. The record is from RefSeq and is a predicted model, not a curated record. Lineage: Eukaryota; Metazoa; Chordata; Actinopteri; Perciformes; Percidae. The coding region runs from base 111 to 1301 and encodes 396 amino acids.
CUGUUUACAGCAGAGUGAAGUGAAACUCGAAACUCAAACGACGUAUCGCUUCUCAGCGGCUGAAAAGCACCAGUUCAUAUAUCGCUGUUGGAUAUCCUAAAUAAGCAGUCAUGGUGGCCAUGGCAAAGAGAGUGAAAACCUUUCAAAUAAUCUUUUCGGACCCCAGCAAGACAUUUUACUGCGGCGGGGACAAGGUGUCUGGCCGGGUACAGGUGGAGGUGAACGAAGUGACCCGUGUGUCCGUGGUUAAGCUUCUGGGUGUGGGCUGCGCCAAGGUGGAGUACGCAAAAGGCAAGCAGCGGUGCCGACAGGAGGCCGAGUACCUCAGAUAUGAAGAGGUACUGCUCCUGGACGACCAGCCCAAAGACUCCGAUGGAUCAGUCAUACUGAGGCCUGGCAACAAAUAUGAGUACAUGUUUGGAUUUGAGCUCCCCCAGCAAGGGCAACUGGUGUCAUCAUACAAGGGGAAGUUUGGCUAUGUCCAGUACUAUGUGAAGGCCUUGAUGGAAAGGCCACAGCAGCCCACCUUUGAGUGUAAGAAAGCCUUUGAAGUGGAGGAGCCCCUGGAUGUCAACACCCCAGACCUGCUGUCUCCCUCAGGUGGCAUGAAGGAGAAGAAAGUCACCUGCAUGUUCAUCCCUGAUGGCCAGGUGUCACUGAAUGCAAAAAUUGACCGCCGUGGCUUCUGUGAAGGCGAAGACAUCUGCAUCAAUGCAAAGUUUGAGAACACCUGCUCUCGCAUUGUGGUGCCCAAGGCCGCCAUCAUCGCUAAACACACUUACCAGGCCAACGGCCGCACCAAGGUAUUCCGCCAGAAGUUGUCUUCGGUGCGCGGCAACCACAUAAUCUCCGGCAUGUGUGACGCCUGGCAAGGAAAGACCAUCAGGGUGCCAAAGAUCAAACCCUCUAUGCUGGGCUGCAACAUAAUCCGUGUGGAGUACGCUCUAAUGAUUUACAUCCACAUCCCUGGUAGUGAGAAGCUGAUACUGGAGCUGCCUCUGGUCAUUGGUACCGCUGGUCUAGGCAGCCGCAGCAACAGUGUAAGCAGCCAGGAGGGUUCGGUCAGCAACUCCUCCCAGAGCUGGGUGUCCCUCAGGAUGCCCUCUGAGCCUCCCAGCUACUGUGACCUCACCCGUGACUGCCGCCUGGACCAGCCCCUCACACCGCUCCUGGACGAUGUUGACGGUGACAACAGCCCCAUCUUUAUGAACACUCCAGCCUUUCAGUUCCCGCCAACUUCAACAUGCAGUGAGGCUGAGGAGGAUUACCAUGGCAACGCUCGCAUGCUGCCUGUCUGUUGAAAUCCAGCAGGGAUUCUACAACUGUGGUCCAGCUCUCAGGGACCAUUCAUCUUAAGCACUUGAAAAGGAGCAGAAGGUCCAAACUCCAGAGAAGAUGUGUUGGAUUCAGAAGUGUAUCCAGGACUGUGGAAAUGGACAAAAAGAGGCUUGCCUGCUCUGUCUGCUGCCUUCACCGCGCUUCAUCACCUACGCUGAUCUUGAGUCUUCCACCUGGUGCAGUUCAGGUCAUAGACACAGAGGCUGUGGCGUUCUGUAUUUCUGAAUAAGCUGUCCCUUCCAGAGGCUCCAACCUUCAGGAUCUCACUGUCCAUUCACAGACACUUUAUGACUUUGUUUUUGGGGCCAAAGCAUUGUAUGAGUCAGACCUCAGCCUGCUUUGAGAUCUUGCUUUCUUGGGGUUUGUCUUUUCGCCAUAAUGCAGUGUUUCCCACGAAAUUAGAGUAUAUUUGUGGUAGUGGGACAGAAAAAUGUUGUG